AUGCAGCAUACGUUUCGAUCAUUUUCGUCCGCAUCUACGCGGACGCCAGCACGAUCGACCCGCAGCUCCUCGUGCCGGUCACAUGCUCGUAGUGCUGCCAGUAUCGACAGCACCAGCUCCGUGACUGCAGAAGUGGCUCCCAUCAGUAGCUCUAGCACAGUCACGCUUGCCAGCGGCUCCUUCGACAACUUUGACUCUGUGAAGGACGAAAGACCUAAGUCAACGGCCGGGCAACGACUCAGCACUUCACCAGUCGAGCCAGCGUUGCCCGGCAAAUGUGUGGACUUGUCUGCUUACUACACAUUUUCUAAGAAGAAUAGCAAGAUCAUAUACGACGAAUCACAAGGACUGUCGGGGUUUUUGGACUAUCGAAAGCUGAAUGGAACUUGGCGACCGUUUCUGUUCCAGACCAUUGGUCAUCAACUGAUGCUCUACCGAGUUCACUCCACGCAUCAGGUGCUGGUCAUGUCUACAGAUAUCCGCAGUGCCUUUCAGAUCGCGCUGGAGUAUGACGGGGCUAACGGGGCUGCAGCGCCUCCGAGAUGGCAAACCAUUACAAUUGAUUAG
Molecule: messenger RNA, 567 nt
Organism: Peronospora farinosa
Lineage: Eukaryota; Oomycota; Peronosporomycetes; Peronosporales; Peronosporaceae
Source: the annotation of a GenBank genome assembly